Bombus impatiens (common eastern bumble bee) is the source of this 1629-nucleotide messenger RNA. Its product is annotated as disks large-associated protein 5-like. Gene Ontology annotation, molecular function: microtubule binding. The coding region runs from base 838 to 1629 and encodes 263 amino acids. NCBI's taxonomy places the organism in Eukaryota, Metazoa, Arthropoda, Insecta, Hymenoptera, Apidae. Gene Ontology annotation, biological process: mitotic spindle organization; kinetochore assembly; centrosome localization. Gene Ontology annotation, cellular component: spindle pole centrosome; cytoplasm; nucleus. The record is from RefSeq and is a predicted model, not a curated record. The transcript has a single exon.
ACACUUAAGUUACACUGUUGAGUAGAUAUAAUUCCUUGAUGACAACUUGUCGCCCGAAGGUAAGAUAGAUAUGCACGCUAGAGCAAGGCUCUUAGACUUGAACUUCGUAUGUUAGUGGACGUAGCACUAGAGGAUACUUAGUAGAGGAAGUGAGUGUUCGUGCUUAGGCGUUAGAUUUGGACUUAGUUGGUGAAUCUUCUAGCGAUGUAGAAGAAAUAGUUGACUCUUCCAACGGUGUAGAAGAAGUUUGAUAUUUCCCAAGGCACUCCAAUCGACUAGUUAGACUUUGUGAUGUAGUACGCCAUAUGUUUGUAAUCUACGACACAUGAACGUAUCUGUAACUGAACUCUACUCUAUUAUGUAAAUUUAUUAUCAUUUAUUUAAAGUAGUUUAGUUUAUACCCUUUAUCUUCGGUGGUAAGGAUAGUGAAAAUGAUGUUCAAUGCGCAAGUUUAACAAAUUUAUCUCAGCGCCAUCUAGCAGCCAAUUUGUAAAACACACCACAGAAUAUCAAACUAUUGAGAAUCUUAGCCCCUCCAUUGCAGUUUCCAAUGUUCCAGGGCUAUUGUGAUUGUGUAUUACUGUUAUGUUUAUACGACCGUGCCUCAGUGCUUCGGGCAAUGCUUUAGUUACAAACUGUACGUGAAUCUAUGAUAGUUCCAUAUUAUUAUAGUUUAAUGGUUUCGUUCGACUGUGUUGAUUGUGUUAUGUCCCGUACAAGCAACGGAUGUAGAAAUUACAUGAAUGUAUUUUAAUAUUUAUAUGUACUUCUUAGUCAAACGUACUUCAUCUAUAAAUAUCUCAAUUUUUUAAAAAUAAUAGUAAUGAAAGUAAAAUAAUGGCUAGUAUGAGCGAAAUACUUAAUGCUAUUGCUAAAGAAGCAAGUUUGUCUUCAAAUAAUAAUGUAUCUACGUCAGAACAGUCAAAUUUUCCAUCUAUACCGAUUAUAUAUUCUCCUUAUGUAGUUUCUAGUCGUGGAAAAUCCAAUGCUAGAAAAGAACAGCAGCUAAAACGGGGUUUUAGUCUUCGUCGUUCACCAAGCGAUGAUGAUAUUCCUACCAAAGACACUAUCAUGAAAAAUUUAAAUGUUUCAGUUGAAGAAGAAGAACGUACCGCACAAUAUUUUCAUUUUCUUUUGAAUAAAGAGACGGAUAGAUUAACCGAAUUAUGUGAAAAGUGGAUGAAAAUUGCGAUAGAAGCUAAAAUUACAGAAAUUGAUCGACUGGAAAUAAAUCGAGUUAUUGAACAGACAUAUUUGUUAAUAAAUAAAAAGUUUGAUAGAUUUCGUCAAUUGGUUACUAAUUGCGAAACAGGGAAAGGAGAAAUGUUAGUUACAUGUAAAGAUUUGCAAGGAUUUUGGGAUAUGAUGUACAUGGAUAUAAAAAACUGUGAUUUACAAUUUGAAAAAUUGGGGGAUCUUUGCUCACAGGGCAGGAAAGAAGACGUGUUUGUUAACAGAUCAGUUACUAAAAACACAUUAAAUUCUAUUAAAGCUAUCUUAAUAAAAAGAAAACGGAAGAUGACACCACAAAUUAGAAACAGUGGUGGUAAAAGUAAACUUGAAUCUAAUUUAUAUCAAACGUUGGGUGAUAAAUAUGAAAAGAAUAUAAGUUUUGGGAUAAUCUUCUAG